AGUCAAGGAAAAGUAGAGGGCUGUAUAGGAGGUUUGACAACAUAUUUUGAAAUGAGGGAAGAAUCGGAAAAAACUAGUGACCAGUUGCAUUCUCACGACGAGAUACUCGAGGAGUCUCCAUGCAAAAGGUGGUCAAAGCGCUGUGAAAAAGUGAAGCAGCGCGAUGUUCCUGGGAUUGACGCAUCGUACUUGGCAAUGGACAACGAAACGGGAAAUGAAGUAGUCUGGAAUGAAGUACUAUUCUCCGAACGUAAAAAUUUUCGUGAUCAAGAGGAGAAGAUUAGAGCUGUUUUUGAUCAUUUGACUCGUCUUGACCAUCCAAAUCUUGUGAAAUUUCACAAAUAUUGGGUUGACACUAAAUCGAAUAAACCGAGGAUAAUUUUUAUAACUGAGUAUAUGUCUUCUGGUUCAAUGUCUCGUUUCUUACAGAGAGCUCGUUCUUCAGGCACACUUUUAAACAUCAAAGCUUGGAAGAAUUGGAACCGCCAAAUUCUCUCUGCUCUUUCUUAUCUACACUCUUGUGAUCCACCAAUCGUCCAUGCGAAUUUGACUUGCAAUACAAUUUUUAUUCAACAGAAUGGGCUUGUCAAAAUUGGUUGUGAUUUGACUGAAGCAACAACCCAAGCAGACGUUUACUCGUUCGGCGUUUGCGCUUUGGAGAUGGCAACAACUGGAGCAUUGCUCAGUGGAUCGUUAAAUGGUGGUGGCGAAAAGGAAAAGGAAAAACUUGCCAACUCAGCUGAUGCUAUUACGCCGACAGUAUCUUCAUCUGCUGGCUGUGGUGGUUUUCAUCUAGAAUUUAUUGAGCGUUGUCUUGAACAUGAUCCGAUUCGUCGAGCAAAUGUUGAGGAGUUGCUAAGUCGGCUAGGCCUUCCUGAACCUGAUAAACAAGAUGAGACUAGUCUGGAUGAGGAUGGCUUUUUAGAUGAUCAACGAAAUCAAGAUACUGCUCAUUCAUCUCUUGAACCAACUCAUGUUGUAAUUCCAGAAAGGGCAGUUUCUUCCCCACCGCAAGAACCAGCACCAAAUAUUGACAGAUAUAAAGCAAUACCACCGGCAGCAAAUACUCAUAAACAGACUGCUGCAAAUAUUGCUUCAAAUACUAAACAAGACGGGUAUAACAUUCACUUUACAACAAUUACGCCAAUAACUACUACAACAAACUCAACUGCUGUUUCUGCAGCUGAAGCUGUUGUUUUGACCACUCCUGCUACAUCGACAGUUACGACAAAUACAUUGCUUAAUCCACAGAACACUUCUAUACAAGAUGAGGGUUAUCACACGAAUCAAAGCAUUGGGGAAGCACCUGGACAAACUAAUGAUACUUCAAUAUCUGAAAAAUCAUCUGUUUCUCAACAUCAACAACAUCAGGAAACUCGCCUAAUUACACAAAUGCAUGCUGAAAUAUUGGAACAAGGCGGGUAUCAUUUGCGUAUUCAACUUCAAUUGGACGAUCAAAUGAAUAGACAAUUGACUGCACCACUUAAGGAAGAGGACACGGCUGAGACAUUAUCGGAAGAAUUGGUUCAGCAUGGAUUUGUUUCUGAAAGUAAUUCCUUGAAAGUGCGAGAACUAUUGGACUCAAUUAUAAGUGAAUAUCGAUCUAGGAAAUUGAAAAAAGCUGAGCGUUGAAUGUAUGGGAUAUAAUAUAUAUGUACUUUUUCGUUAUUUCUAUUGACCUUUUACCCAAUCAUAAUUGCAAGGACGUAAUCAGGAGUCGAAUUUCAGAGGCUAUAAAAUAGGUGUACGCUAAAAUUUUGGCAUUUACUUUGUCGUUCUGACCCUGGAUACGCCUUUGCAUAAUUGUAAUUGGUGUACCAGCCCUUAUGUUGAAUUU
Meloidogyne enterolobii is the source of this 1837-nucleotide messenger RNA. NCBI's taxonomy places the organism in Eukaryota, Metazoa, Nematoda, Chromadorea, Rhabditida, Meloidogynidae. The record is from the annotation of a GenBank genome assembly.